CUCAAGAAAGUCAAAUUUGAUUAAAGAAACUAAAAUCUUAAUAAAAUAAUAACUAAUGCUUAUAAAUAAAUAAUAAAUUGUAUAUUUUCUUACGACUCAAGUUUUAUAAAUAUAUAAUAAUAAUUUAAAUCAUUCUUUUAAAAAAUGUUAAGAAACGUAUUAUUGCCUAUUACUCGAUCUAGUUUACAGAUUGUACCCGCUCGUAAUGUGCAAAAGAAAUUACCGAAAGUUGAUAAAAAAAUACAGGCCGCAGCGGAGUCCCUUGCAGCGCGGGGAUUCUUGCGUCCCAACAAACCCUGGGAUCCACCAGUAAAUAUUGAAGAAACCAUUCUGAAGAUUUGCACAGAUAAUGGCUUAAAGGUAGACUCUGAAUUUGAAGAGCUGGAGCAAAAGUUUGCAGUACUAAAUGCAUGUUACGAAGAAACUGGCUACAGUGUUCCUAACUCCCUGUUACACACUAUACAAUGCGUUGAUGACCUGAAAGAGUUUUAUAAAUCACCAGUGGAAAUUAAUACUCCAUUUGAAAAAUUAGUGAAAAUGGAUUUGCCGAAGAAUCUACAUAUUCAAGAGAAUUAUGUACGCUUCCAUCCUGAUAAAGACACAUUGUUUAAUGGAAAAUCUGCCUUCCCUAAGAGUUCCACAAUAGUUACAGGCUUGAAAACAAGGAAGAAGUAUGAAGGAUACUCCGCCAAGAGAUCCUGGCCUUAAUAUGGUUGUCUUAUUGUUUUAGUAUAUUCUAUUGUACAGUUUUUAGUUAAAUAUUAAACAUUCU
Molecule: messenger RNA, 772 nt
Organism: Achroia grisella
Lineage: Eukaryota; Metazoa; Arthropoda; Insecta; Lepidoptera; Pyralidae
Gene: mRpL50
Product: large ribosomal subunit protein mL50
Exons: 5
Coding region: 145-708 (187 amino acids)
Cellular component (GO): mitochondrion; mitochondrial large ribosomal subunit
Source: RefSeq, a predicted model, not a curated record